Molecule: messenger RNA, 3932 nt
Organism: Biomphalaria glabrata
Lineage: Eukaryota; Metazoa; Mollusca; Gastropoda; Planorbidae
Product: DNA ligase 4-like
Exons: 21
Coding region: 199-2949 (916 amino acids)
Biological process (GO): nucleotide-excision repair, DNA gap filling; DNA biosynthetic process; DNA recombination
Cellular component (GO): DNA ligase IV complex; DNA-dependent protein kinase-DNA ligase 4 complex
Molecular function (GO): DNA binding; DNA ligase (ATP) activity; ATP binding
Source: RefSeq, a predicted model, not a curated record
UUGAGGACAAGAUGCCCAUCAUGUGGCAUAUUCUAUAAUUUGUGGCCCGGAUUGUAUAGAAAUGCCCUGGCCGAUUUUGACACCCAGUCCGCCCCUGCUGAUUCUAGAUUUAGAUCAUACAAAGAAUCGGAAUCUAUAUAAGAGAUAUAAGAUUAGAUCUAGAUCUAUACAUAGAUCCGUCGAAGGAAUCGAAGUACAAUGUCAAGCAGCCAUGAUUCAGUCAAGUCACAGACUGUCGCCUGCGCUGUCAAAUUUUCUGAACUCUGUGGGCUAUUAGAAAAGAUACAAAAAACUCAAGGGAAUGAUAAGAAAAGAAAAGUGCUUCAGGAUUUCAUUGAGAAAUGGAGAGCAUGCCACAAUCAACUGCACACAAAUAACUCCAGCAUUAAUGACUCAUUUCACCCUGCUAUGAGGUUGUUACUUCCCCAUCUUGAGAGAGAAAGAGUUGCUUAUGGCAUUAAAGAGCAUACGUUAGCCAAGCUCCUUAUUGAACUACUGUGCCUGGGUCAAGAUAGUCCAGAUGCUCAAAGACUUCUAAAUUACAAGGCUCCCAAAACAGCACAAGCACAAGCUGGAGACUUUGCUAAUGUUGCAUACUUUGUUCUCAAAAAUCGCUGCCCCAAUAAAGGAAGUCUAAGUAUUUCUGAUGUCAACAGAGACUUAGAUGCUAUUGCUAGUGGAAAUGCUGCCAAAGCUAAAGAAACUGUGCGCAAGCACCUGAUGCAUCUAUUAACAUCCCUCAAUGCCACAGAAAUUAAAUGGCUUAUACACAUGAUCUUGAAAGAGCUAAAGAUAGGGUUGAGUCAAGCAUCUGUGCUGAAUGUCUUCCAUCCAGAUGCAGAGGAGCUUUACAAUGUUAACAACAGUUUGGAAAAGGUUUGUGUUCAACUUCAUGAUAUCAAGACAAGAGCUUAUGAAAUUGGAAUUGAAGUCUUCUCUCCAUUUACACCAAUGUUAGGAGAAAGAGCGUCUCCAGAUAAGGUAGAAAAACUGAUGGAUAAUAAACCUUAUCUGAUAGAGACCAAGUUUGAUGGGGAGAGAGUUUUACUGCACAAACAUGGAGAUGAAUACAAGUUUUUCUCUAGAAGUGGUAUGGAGUACACCCAGGUGUUUGGCUCCAAUCCAUAUGAAGGGACAUUGACCCCAUACAUUUCAAGGUGCUUCAAGUCUAAUGUCCAGAAGUGUAUUUUAGAUGGUGAAAUGAUGGGCUAUCAUGCAGCUACAAAAACAUUUGGAACCAAAGGGGAACAGUUUGACAUUAAAUCAAGAGAUGUUUUGGAAAGAACUGGUUACCAACCUUGUGUGCAGGUUUUCGAUGUGCUUUUGCUGAAUGACAAAGUCUUGACCAAUACCCCAUUGAGAGAAAGGCUUAGUCUCAUUGAUGAUGUCUUCACUCCCGUAGAAGGAAGAAUUGUGAAAUCUGUUUACAAAGAGGCUCUUACAAGACAAGAUUGUGCCGAUGCCUUAAAUGAAGCCAUAGACAACAAAGAGGAGGGCAUUAUGGUGAAACUUGCAGACAGUGUCUACAAACCAAAUACUAGAAAAGGUGGAUGGUUCAAAAUCAAGCCUGAAUACAUUGGUGGUCUGAUGGAUGAACUUGACCUUCUAGUUGUGGGUGGAUACUUUGGUGUUGGAGAGAGGGGUGGGAUGGUCUCUCAUUUCUUGUGUGCUGUGGCUGAGCCAGUGUCUGAUGGAGAGAUGCCAACAAUAUUUUUCUCUUUUUGUAAGGUUGGGUCUGGCUACAGUAAGAAGCAAUUGAAAACUUUUAAUGAGCUACUGUCAGAACACUGGCAGGUAUACAACAAAUCCAAACCUCCUAAGCAUUUAGAACUGGCCAGUGGGUUUAAAGAAAAGCCUGAUGUUUGGUUACCACCUGACAAAUCUAAAAUACUGCAGAUCAAGGCCACAGAAAUUAUAGAAAGUGAUCGUUUUAAAACUGGAUGCACACUGCGUUUUCCUAGAGUAGAGGUCAUCAGAGAUGACAAGCCUUGGUUUCAGUGUAUGACAACAUCUGAACUUGAGGACUUACGACAGAAAUCUGGUGGUAAAUUGGCUGGAACUAAAUAUGAAAUGGGAGCUCUAGAUGAACCAAUCAAGAAAAAGAGAAAAGUAGUCAGCCAUAGCGUGCGUCCAACACUUAUGGCUCAGUUUAAAGGAGCUGACAUAUCCAAUAUCAAGCAGAUUGGUCAAGUUCUAGUGGGAAAGGAAUUCUGUGUGAUUGACGGACCCAGCAAUUUCCCAAAACAAGAAUUGGAGACCAAUAUUGUACAACUUGGUGGAACUGUAGUCCAAAAUCCUGAUGCUAACACUCUGUGUGUCAUUGCUGAUAAAGUGGCAGUCAAGGUGAAAAAUCUCAUCAAAACAAAUAAAUACAACAUUGUAAAAGUUGCAUGGCUUAUCAAAGUAAUUGAGACCAAAUCAUGGGUAGAUUGGUCACCAAAUGAUAUGAUACACAUGACUCAAAUCACUAAGAAAUUAAUGGAACAAAAUUAUGAUUGCUAUGGAGACAGUUAUACAGUGGAUGUGAAUGAAGAAGCACUGAGACAUAUCUUUCAAGGAAUGGGUGAAGAUAUCCCAGGAGUCUCACAAGAUGACAUCCGUGAAAUUGAAGAAGAAUACUUCCCAUAUGAUUCACCUUUUGGUUUAUUUAGGUCCUGCAAAGUGUAUAUUGAUAACAAACUAGUGCUGAGUGAUCCAGGGACUGCAAUACCAAACUGUUCACUGGACUUGUUGGAAUUAGAAUUGCGGUUCUUUGGUGCAGAAACUUCUGACCAAUUAGACUCAUCUAUCUCGCAUGUGAUUGUAGAUGAAAGUGACUUAAUGAGACUGCAUUCUCUGAAGGAAAAGAGACGCACCAAUGAUAGAAAGUAUCACAUUAUGACAGAGAAAUGGAUCAAGGCUUGCAUUGAGAAUGGAGACCUGUGUCCUGAAAGGACAUAUGAACUCUGAUAUCAACAUUCAUGUUAUUUCUUAGAAAGCUUAUAUCAACUCACUCUGACUGUCUUGUACAAUUUUUGUCUGUGUUAUUUCUCCAUCUUCCCAUUCCCAGUUGAAACUGUGCACAAUUAUUCAUUGCUGAUGACAACACAAAUCAAUAAAAAAAAAAUUAACAGAGUAGUUAAUUAUUGGUAAUUAAUUUUUUUGUUUAGUGUCCUUCAAGGAAAAGAACUGGUAAUUGACAGAUGUAGCGGUAUAAGUUGAAUUAGUCUCCUUAAUACACUGUAUAGAAAAUUAGGUCGUCGCUUAAGAGUUUGAAACUAACAAUAGAUAACUAACUUUAAAACCUAUUUUCAUAAACACUUCUCUGGCACAGUAGUUACUGUAUUGGCUUGAGGAGUCUUUAGCCCUCCAAUUCGAAUUGUUGUUCAACUUUUUUUAUAUCAAUUGCUUUUAAAAAGCUAUCUCAGAAACAUUCACCCAGAUACCUCUUCUUUCCCCUCCCUCUCUUUGUCUGGUCCAGACAAGCAAUUUUACCAUAGGUCAUUGAGCAAGCUAAAAGCAUGAAAUUGCCCUAAACAAAAGCAUUUGGUAAAAAUAUCUCUAAUCACACAAAUUUGUUAUUGUUAUUCUAUAUCUAUUACAAAUUAAUUGAUACUAUUACACUAAAUAUAAGCUUUGUUUUGUUUUGUUUUUUUUAGAUUUUUCUUGUUUUGUGAUAACUUCAGUAUUUUACAUUUUUUAAAAAUAUACAUUGUGACUUCAAAGAACUUGAGAGUGUAAACAAAACAGUCAUUCAUUCUGUAAGCUUGUUUCUGAUGGCUAGUCCUAAAUAUUUGUAAUUCAUAUUUUUAAUGAUUGUCUUUUUCUGUUAGAAAAAUAUUAAACUACAAAACAAUAAUGCAAUAAUUGCUGUAUAUAUGCUUUAUUGUUAAUAUUUAUUGAAAUAUAUGUACAUUUUGAAAGAUCAAUACUAAUAAACAAACUUAUCAAAA